Molecule: messenger RNA, 993 nt
Organism: Miscanthus lutarioriparius
Lineage: Eukaryota; Viridiplantae; Streptophyta; Magnoliopsida; Poales; Poaceae
Source: the annotation of a GenBank genome assembly
AUGGAGCUCAAGACUUUAGUUUUCAAGGAGCUGAUGAGAGGCGCAACUGAGAAGAUCAACUUGGGCGACGAGCCGGCCGGGCCAUUUCUGUCACUUAGCCUCGGACCGGCGAACGCGAUCGGCGCAAGUCUCCUCAAGAGAGGAAGGGAGGCGAUCAAUGCAUCGCAGGCUCGACCGCACGCCAGCAACGCCGACGACGACGGGAUCGGUUUGGCCCUCGGGUUGCGCUGCGACAGCGACGGCGGCGGCGAGCCGGUCCGCGCCGUCGGCUCUACUGGCACCAAGCGGCAGAGGGUGGUAAUAGUAAGCGACGACGACAGAGGCGUCGGCGAGAGAGGAAGCAAGAAGCAGGCGCUGCUGCCAGCGGCGCCGCAGCCGCAGCAGAGGCCGGACCGCGUCACCUUCAGGGCGCGGUGCAGCGCGGCCACGGUGAACGACGGGUGCCAGUGGCGGAAGUACGGCCAGAAGGUGGCCAAGGGCAACCCGUGCCCGCGCGCCUACUACCGCUGCACGGGCGCGCCCGACUGCCCCGUCAGGAAGAAGGUCCAGCGCUGCGCGCGCGACACGGCCGUGCUCAUCACCACCUACGACGGCGUCCACAACCACCCGCUCUCGCCCUACGCCGCCGCCAUGGCGUCCGCCGUGCUCGCCUCGUCGUCUUCAUCGUCACGGGACGCGGCGGCAGGCACUGCUGCUACCGCCGCCGCUCGCCGCGCCAGCUGCAACGACGCGCCACGGCUGGCCUUCCCCAUCUCCGUGCUGCCACCGGCGCCGCAACGCUAUUCGUCCAGCCGCGACGUGGCCAUAGCCGGUCCGCCGCUGACUGCUGCGUCGAGUCAUGGCAACGUCGUCCCGAUGGCUAACAUCAUGGAGAAGGCGGUGGCGGACCCCAAUUUCCGCGCGGCGGUGAUGGCCGCCGUCGCCAGCUACGUCGGCGAGCAGUGCGGGAGAAGAAAUAUCGACGACAUCUUCACCUUGCCACCUCCCUGCUAA